AUGCUCACCACCACUACCACCACCAACUACAACAACCCCGAGAACAGAGGCCACCGCUCAUCAGAUAUGCCCAGGACACACUGGAUCAGUCCUGCCUUUAUAGGCACCUACUCUGCAAUGGGAUUCACGUUCAUGGGCACGCUUGGUGGAUUUGCCCUAUUCGCUCCAUUGCAAAACGACAUCAACAAUGACCUUGGGCCGAGUUCGAAUAUCGAGUAUGCGCCUCUACUGAACGUCAUAUUAUCUGCCAUCUCCAUCCAGAUUGUCGGCCGGAUGAGCGAUAUUUUCGGAAGACGGUGGUUUUUUAUUAUUGGCACUGGAAUUGGUUUACUUGCUUCCAUUCUUGGCGCCACAGCACACUCGAUCACACAGAUCAUUGUUUCACAAGCUCUCUUUGGCAUCUCGCUGGGCAUUGGGGAUUCUUUUUUCUGGGUUGUGAGUGAGAUAGUACCGAUGAAGUGGCGAUACCUGGCGGUUUCCGGCCAGUAUAUCUACACUUUUCCGGGAAAUCCACUGGCGGCCAAGGUGGCUGUCGCGUUCCAGACGCAAACAAAUACCCACUGGCGAGGUUGCUUUUAUUUUCUUAUUGGUGUCAACACCGCAGCUAUCCUCCUAUGGUAUUUCUUUUACCACCCACCAACGUUUGAAACACUGCACCGCGGAACACAGAUGAAGGACUUAUUAAGGCACUUUGACUGGCUUGGGCUGCUUCUUUAUUCCGCCGCACUGGUCGUCUUUCUCCUAGGUCUGACCUGGGGGGGAGGCACGUACGCCUGGAAUAGCCCCCAAGUUCUUGCGUGCCUUAUUUGCGGAGGGGCGCUUUUCCUUCUAUUUGGCUUGUGGGAAAUAUAUUUGCCCUUUCCCGCUACAGAGCCAUUCCUCCCCCUUUAUCUCUUCAGGAGCAUGAAGUUCCAGUCAUGCGUGUGGCUUGGUGCCAUUGGUGGCGCCGCCUACUACGGCUUUAGUCUAGUCUGGCCUGAUGCUGUUCGAACACUCUACACGGAUCUGAGUGCUGACAAACAGGGCACGCUGUCCAGCGUUGCGAUCCUGUGCUUUACACUUGGUCAGAUGAUAAGUGGUCCAAUUGCAACAUGCUUGGGCUCAAAAAUGGGUGCGAUAUCCGCUUCUAUCAUUGCUGCUCCGAUGCUGGCCGCCGCGGCUGCGGAUCCACUCAAUAGGCAGCUCACCCUGGGCCUUGUAGCGACGGGGUGUCUGUUUAUUGGUGUACUAGAAGGCGUGAGUCUGAUUGCCUCGACCUUUCCGCUGAAAACGCAAGGCGAGAUUGGCACUGCAGGAGGGCUGGUUGGCACUACUCGCCAGUUUCUCGGGUCAGUUGCCACGGCCGUCUUCACGACAGUUCUGAGGAAUCGCGAGGCGACCACAAUCCCACAGUAUGUCAAUCCAUCUGUAAUUGAGGCAGGGCUUCCACCGUCAUCGAUCGCUGCACUUAUCUCUGGUCUGAACGGUGCUACUCCGCUGAAUAACGAAACCGUGCCUGGAUACAAUAGCACUAUUGCCGAAAUCGCGGACAGUUCCUGGAAGACGGCGCAUGCCCAGUCUUACAAGACAGUGUUUUACGUCAGUUUCGGGUUUUUCGCGGCGGCGUUGAUUCUUUCCUGGUUUGUUCCAACGUUCGAUCGCGACAAGGAGGACUUCGUGGCUGGAGAGGUCCAGCGGACAACGCAGGAAGCACCCACUGACCCCAAGGAAUAA
Molecule: messenger RNA, 1713 nt
Organism: Aspergillus puulaauensis
Lineage: Eukaryota; Fungi; Ascomycota; Eurotiomycetes; Eurotiales; Aspergillaceae
Exons: 3
Coding region: 1-1713 (570 amino acids)
Biological process (GO): transmembrane transport
Cellular component (GO): membrane
Molecular function (GO): transmembrane transporter activity
Source: RefSeq, a predicted model, not a curated record